ACUCGAAGCCGUUCGACUCGAUCUCAUCUCAACGAAAUCAUCCGUCCGAUGGCGGAGUGAGCCCCUCGACGCCGUGGGCCGCGGUGUAUAUCAACGGAGUCGAUCGAGGGUUGCGACCGCACGAUCGGGAUCAGAUCGGAGCGUGGGCCGGCGAUCGCCGCUUGAAUUUCUCCUCCGGCGACGAUGGAGCAGUUGUAUCCUUGCUUCGAGUGCUUGGAGCGGCAGGUCCAUUCUGAUCUCUCGACCGAUCUCUUCUUCCGCUAUGGGGUCUCCGACACCGCACUCCCCUUCGGUUCUUCCGCCGUCCUUCAGGUCUACUUGACGGGGGAAGUAGACAAUUUAUUAAGUGAGGAGGUCUCUGUUCAACUUGUUCUGAUGGGAUUAUUUAAUGAAAAGAUUACGUCCUUGGGGCAGAAUAUGGGUCCUUGCAGUUCUAGCGACUCUUCAGGAAGUCUUGGGGAUAGUGCAGGUGGUAAAGAUAAACAGUCUCCAUCAGAGGAAGGUCUGGUAGCUGUGGGUCAUGAAAUUUCUGUUAGCACUCAUGAUCAGCAAUAUCUUUUAAGGGUCAUUGCUGCAAUAACUCCAGAUGCCUAUGUUGGUAGAGCUUCUUAUGCCACAAUCAGAAACCUCAGUUUAAAGUAUUUGUCCGGAGCACUUGGGAACAACUCCAGUUCAUUAGUAAAUUUUUUUAGAGAAGGAAGAACUACUGACUAUGAUGUUGCAAACUUUCUAAAGUUAGUUGCUUACCCUGCUUCUGCAAGCAAUCUUAUAGGUAGUAUUAGACACCCUAAUAUUUUCCCCGUUUUAGGUAUUCUAGAAGCACCUGUAUAUUCAUACUUAUUGCAUCCUAAAGCUCCAUAUACUCUGGAAAAUGUUUUGAAAUAUAGCCCCACAGUUUUGAAGUCCGAUUGGCACAUAAGAUUUUUGACCUACCAGAUUCUUUCUGCUUUAGCAUACAUCCAUGGGUUAGGAUUUGCCCAUGGUAACAUAAGCCCUUCGAGCAUACAUUUGAAUGAAUCACUUUGGGCAUGUCUGAACAUUAGUGAGAUGGCGUGCUUGAAAGAAGCUUCUCAUUCUGCUUCCAGAAAAGCAUGUUGUUUCGCAGAGGAGUGCCCUUGUCAAGAAAUUUAUGCUGACUUUGGAUUGUCAACAUCUAUGACUUGGAGUACCAGUUUCAGGCGCUGGUGGGCAGGUGAUCUGAGCAACUAUGAGUACCUUCUUUUGUUAAACAAGCUAGCUGGUAGAAGGUGGGGUGACCACUCAUUCCAUAUGGUAAUGCCCUGGGUCAUAGACUUCAGUGUGAAACCUGAUGAAAAUUCUGAUGUUGGGUGGAGGGACCUUACAAAAAGCAAAUGGCGGUUGGCCAAGGGUGAUGAACAAUUGGAUUUCACAUAUUCUUCGUCGGAAAUUCCUCAUCAUGUUUCAGAUGAAUGCCUCUCUGAGCUAGCGGUCUGCAGUUAUAAAGCAAGAAGGUUACCUUUGUCAGUACUUCGGUCUGCUGUGAGAUCUGUUUACGAGCCUAAUGAGUAUCCAUCAAGCAUGCAGAGACUUUACCAGUGGACUCCAGAUGAGUGCAUUCCUGAGUUCUAUUGUGAUCCUCGAAUUUUUACAUCUCUUCACUCUGAGAUGAGUGACCUGGCAUUGCCAUCUUGGACAACAUCGCCAGAGGAUUUUAUUUUGAUACAUCGUGAUGCGUUAGAAAGUGAUCGUGUAUCACGACAAAUUCAUCAUUGGAUUGACAUCACCUUUGGUUACAAACUCUCAGGCGAAGCAUCUGUUGAAGCCAAGAAUGUGAUGUUGCCUACUUCUAAUCCAUCAACACCAAAGUCGACGGGGCGCUUGCAACUUUUUACUAAACCACACCCUAUGCGGCAUGGUGUCACGCCACAUUCUCAGUAUCAUGGCCUAAAAGAAUCAUGUUUCAAGUGCCAACUGCAACAUGAAGGGAAAGAAAUAUCUAGCAUCACUAAUGGAUCCUCACAUUUGGAUCCUGAGGAACUUCUUUCAGGAACUAGGUAUUUGGACAAUCUAGAGACAGCUACUCUAUUUUGUGAACAAACACGCUACCUUGAUUCUGUUUAUAAUUACCAGGAGGGGUUUCUUGACUAUACUUGCUCUUUAAAGUCUCAGCUAAGUGAUCUUUCUAUCAUAGGCACUCUAGAAAAAACUAGCGAUACAACUUCAGUUCCAUCCGAUUUUGAUUUGGGUUGCCUUCUCGAGUGCUUUGAGGCUGAUGAUAAUCUCUCCAUGGGCUUUCAAGAGUCUCUCAACUGGAGACAGAAGUCAUCAUAUUUGGGGGUAUGUUCUGAUAAGUAUGCCAAGGACAUAUUCUCUUAUGGUUGCAUAUUGGCUGAACUUUAUUUGAAGAGACCACUUUUUGAUACUGUCUCAUUUGCUGCAUACAAAGAAAGUGGUGUCAUGCCAGGAGCAAUUCAGGAACUGCCUCCUCAUGUUGCACUUCUUGUUAAAGCAUCUAUCCACAGGGAUUGGAGAAGGAGGCCAUCAGCAAAAUGCUUUCUCGAGUCACCAUACUUUUCUCCAUCAGUCAGGUCUGCAUUCUUGUUUCUUGCACCACUUCAGCUUUUGGUUAACAGUGGUUACUGCUUUCAGUAUGCUGCUAAGCUUGCAAGUGGAGGAGCCCUCAAAUCAAUGGGGGCGUCUGCUGCAGAAAUGUGUGCCUCUUUCUGCUUACCCCUUAUGACAUCAUCUCUUUCGGAUAUUGAAACUGAAUCAGCUUUGUGUCUACUAAAGGAAUUUAUAAAUUGCUUGAGUUCUCCUGCUAUAAAAGCAUUGAUUUUGCCCAUCAUUCAGAAGAUUUUACAGGCAUCACAAUAUUCUCAUCUGAAGGUUUCUCUCCUUCAGGACUCCUUUGUGAGGGUUUUAUGGAAGCAAUUGGGUAAACAAGCAUAUCUGGAGAAGAUGCAUUCUUUUGUUAUUGCAAAUUUAGUCAAUCCACCUAACAAAGUAACUGCAUGUGCUGCAUCUGUGGCACUGAUUGGUUCAAGCGAUGAGCUUGGUUAUCCUAUCACAAUUCAUCAGACUAUCUUACCACUAAUCCAUUCCUUUGGAAAAGGACUCUGUUCUGAUGGAAUUGAUGCUUUGGUUAGAAUUGGUAGCCUUCUGGGAGAAGCUUUUAUCAGCGGACAGCUCUUGCCUUUACUUAGAAAUAUUAUUCUCUCAUGUAUCAAUGUUUCACAGAUCAAUAAGCCUGAACCCAUGCGUAGCUGGAAUGUGUUAACUCUGAUUGAUAGUUUUUCUACUUUAGAUGGUCUCAUUACGGUCAUGCCAAAAGAGGCCAUUCUAAAAGAGCUGAUUCAGGACAAAGUUUGCCUCCAUGUUAGGGUUCUUAUGCAGACUCAGUUGGAUCUAUCUGUCGUUCAGGUUGCUGCAGCCGCACUAAUUUCACUCUGUAAAAGGCUUGGGCCAGAUUUCACCAGCUUGUAUGUAUUGCCACAACUGAAAAAUUUGUUUGAUGAGCUGGCCUUUUCCCAAUCAGCAACCCCCAGACCUGAUGCAUCUGGAAGGAAUGUCAGGAUCUCUAAGCAAAAAGUGGAAGAGGACAUCCGGAUUGAGAGUAGAAUGGACCUUGUUUUGCUGCUGUAUCCUUUCUUGGCAUCUCUUAUUAGCAUAGAGAAACUUCGUCAAUGCUGUUCUACAUGGUUUCUUUUGGAGCAAAUUCUUCAAAGAUACUACAACUGGAAGUGGGAUAUUGUGGGCGAAACUCAUAGAAGUAGUGGUGAAAGUUUUAGUGCUCAAAGGCUUAGUAUUGGCAGAAUUUCUUCCUCCGUCUACAAUCCAGCAAAAUUACUGCUAAAUGAUGUUGGCUGGUCUGUACCACAAUCUCAAGGAGCUAAAAGUGGCACAAGUCUGUUAAGUUCCAACAAAGAUAUGAAUGAGUUUCCAUAUACUGAAAAGUUUAAGCUCUCUGAGCAGCAUUAUGGUACCACAGAUCUCAAGAAUUAUAUGCCAUGGUUUUGGUUCCCUAGUCCUGAUGCUAGCUCAGAUGCGCCUGAUUUUCUUGGUCGCAGUGGAAGCUUGAAAGAUGAACCACCUUGGAAGAUCAAAGCAUCGGUUCUUUACUCAGCCCGUGCACACCCUGGAGCAGUGAGAUCAAUAGCUGUUUGUCAUGAUGAAUGUACAUUUUAUACUGGAGGUGUUGGUCCUGGAUUCAAGGGUAGUGUUCAGAAGUGGGAAUUAGCAAGAAUGAAUUGCAUAUCGGGCUAUUAUGGCCAUGAUGAGGUUGUAAAUGACAUAUGUACAUUGUCUGUAAGUGGAAGGAUAGCUUCUUGUGAUGGUACCAUUCAUGUAUGGAACGGUGAUACUGGAAAAUUAAUAUCAGCAUAUGCCGAAUCAUCAAUAAGCUUCCCGUUGCCAACUGCCAAUAAGGUGGCUAUAGAGCAAAGCAACAUGCUUAUAGCCAAUGAACUCACUGGUGGCAUACUGUCUAAUGCAUUCAGUGGUAGUUUGUACACCUGCAUGCAUUACUUAGACUCGGUAAACAAACUUGUUGCUGGCAUGGGAAACGGUUCAGUCAGGUUUAUUGAUGUUUUGCAAGACCGCAAACUGCAACUAUGGAAGACUGAUGCUGCUGAAUAUUCUUUUUCAUCUCUUGUGUCAGCCAUUUGCUCUUGUGGUUCUGAAAACAUUCAAGCAGAUGGAGGCUCAAGUCUCCCCUCCUGGAUUGCAACUGGUCUGAGUUCAGGUCAUUGUAGGUUGCUUGAUGUGAGGUGUGGCAACAUAAUUGCCCGUUGGAGGGCACAUGAUGGUUAUAUUACGAAGUUGGCUGCACCAGAAGAUUAUCUGCUUGUAUCCAGCUCAUUUGACAGAAGUUUGCGGGUUUGGGACCUAAGAAGGAGCCUAGCCUCUCAGUUAAAUGUAUUUCGAGUCCAUUCAGAUGCCAUCACUAGCUUUGCGAUGUGGUCUCAAGAUGUGAUCUCAAUUUCCAGAAAUAAAAUUGCUCUGACAUCUCUUUCUACAUCGGCAGAUCAACAGGGUGGACGGUACCAACUUUCGCCUCAGACAUUGUAUUCUGCCGAUAGAGGAACAAGAAGCCAAUCGGUUCUCUCCACGAUAAGCAUUCUUCCUUUCUCGAGGUUGUUUCUUGUUGGAACAGAAGAUGGUUUUCUGAAGGUCUGCUGCUAGAUAAAGAGUUAAUCAAGUAGCAGGGCAGUGAUCUACCAAACCUGUGAGCUUCUCGGUGGCUUGUAAGCAUUCUCUGCCAACCUAUUGUACAGUUUGUGCAUCGGUUGUGUUGCAUAUUUUUCAUGAUAGCAAAAUAACGAUACCUUGUAGAUCUAACGUCCUCUUUUUAUGUACAUUUAAUCUAUUAUUUAGAUAGAUAGAGUGAACAAAUUUGAAUUAUUUUUCCCUGCAAAAUCGGUGGUUACUGAAACCUACGAGGUUCGUUGCACUGUAAGAUGGAACAUGAGGCUGAUAGCUGGGUUCUGGCGUCCAAAGCUCACAUCACCAGCGGCUUGGUCUCAAGAAUUAAAAUCUCCAGAUCACAUCGGCAACGGCCUGGUCGUAAGUGUUUUUUUUUUCUUUUUCUUUUGGUCUUAGGGUUUAAUAAUUCAGGCAAUGGACAUGUAUCGAUCAUUGACAGAACCGUUUUGUGUCUAAUUUGUAUCGAUAUACCAACAUACGAAAAGGGGGGGGAGGGGAUUUGUCUCAGUUUGUCAGAACCGUAAUGUGUCUAAUUUAGAUAGUUGGUAUUUGUCUCGGUUUGUCAUUGGGGACACACAUGUAUCGAUCGGUAAUGGAUGGUAUUUAGAAUCA
This is a messenger RNA of Musa acuminata subsp. malaccensis (wild Malaysian banana), 5775 nucleotides long. RefSeq names its product protein GFS12. The record is from RefSeq and is a predicted model, not a curated record. NCBI's taxonomy places the organism in Eukaryota, Viridiplantae, Streptophyta, Magnoliopsida, Zingiberales, Musaceae. Gene Ontology annotation, biological process: protein phosphorylation. Gene Ontology annotation, molecular function: protein binding; ATP binding; protein kinase activity.